AUGCGUUUGCUAGUAGCAGAAGUAGCUGCAGCUUAUUCACCAUUGUCCUCUGCUACUCCAGUAUGUAACUCACAAACUUGCAGAUGGAAGCCUUACGCAUCCCUCCUCCUCAUCCUUCUAGUCUCUGCUCUCAUAUGUGCCCUCUCUCUUUACGCUUCAAUCCGUUGCUUUCUCCGCUCAACUCUCCAGACUGACGCCAAGCCUGAUGCUGAAGAGGAUGUUUCAGCAACCAUACCAGUUCCUACGCUUGUCUACUCCUCAGACCUUGAGCUUGCAGGAGCUGAAGCAGAGUGUGCUAUCUGCUUGUCUGAAUUUGAACAAGGUGAGAGCAUCCAAGUGCUGGAGAAAUGUCAUCAUGGGUUCCAUGUCAAAUGCAUCCACAAGUGGCUCUCGUCCCGCUCAUCAUGUCCUACUUGCCGGACUUCUAUUUCCUUACAAAACACUUUAGACUUUGCACCAUCAACAGAAACUCCUUCAACAAACCAGAUUAAUGCUUAGCUUUCCUCACUUCUUGUCCCAUUUUCUCUAUCUUUCUUCUUUCCAAUGCUUAGAGUUGUAUCAUGUUUGCUUGAGAUUACUGCCCUGAUGAUGUUCUAUAUUAGGUAAAACUAUAAAACACAGACAAAUAACUACAACGUGUAUGAAUCAAAUUAUAUUU
Eruca vesicaria subsp. sativa (arugula) is the source of this 658-nucleotide messenger RNA. The record is from the annotation of a GenBank genome assembly. NCBI's taxonomy places the organism in Eukaryota, Viridiplantae, Streptophyta, Magnoliopsida, Brassicales, Brassicaceae.